AUGUUCCAGGAUGGAGACCUUCUAAUUGGUGGUCUGUUUGAGAUUCAGAGGUACCUCAAAGUAUUCCCUGAGCUGAGCUUCAGAACAGAGCCAAAACUACCACGAUGUGAGCUCUUCUAUAUGACAAGUUUCCAGCAGGCACUAACAAUGGUUUUUGCUAUCAAUGAGAUUAAUAACAAUCCUAACUUGCUGCCUAACAUCACGCUUGGUUACCAAAUCUAUGACAACUGUUUAAGGCUUGGAGUGGCAUUCCGUGGUGCUACAGCUCUGGUUGGUGGGACAGAGGAGACCAUCUCUGACCUCAACUGCAAAGGCCCACCACCGGUGAUUGGAAUCAUAGGUGAUCCAGGCUCUACCCAUUCCAUUGCAAUUUCCAGUGUCCUGGGGCUGUUUCGACUCCCUAUGAUUAGCUACUAUGCCACCUGCUCCUGUUUGAGUGACAGAAAAAAGUACCCUUCUUUCUUCAGAACAAUCCCCAGUGAUGCCUUCCAAGUUCGGGCUAUGGUUCAGAUCUUGAAAUAUUUUGGAUGGACCUGGGUUGGUCUCAUCUACAGUGAUAAUGACUAUGGCAUCUAUGCUGCUCAGUCAUUCCAUCAGGAAAUGCAACAAUUUGGAUAUUGUGUUGCUUUUUCUGAAAUCCUGCCCAACGAUAACAACCCCAUAGAUAUUCAGCGCAUAAUGGGAAUGAUUCAGUCCUCUACAGCUAGAGUGGUGGUUGUUUUUUCUGCUUCAUCCUUACUGAUACCUUUAAUGAAUGAAGUGGUGUUGCAGAACAUAACAGGCAGGCAGUGGAUUGCAAGUGAAGCUUGGGCCACUUCACCUGUAUUUCGCACACCACGUUUCCAGCCAUUCCUGGGGGGCACAAUGGGCAUUGCUAUCAGGCGUGGAGAGAUCGAGGGGCUUCAUGACUUUCUGUUAUGUAUUCGUCCCAACAUUGAUCAAAGUAAUGAUAUAGUGAAAAUCUUCUGGGAGAACAUAUUUGGGUGCAGUUUUGAAAUGAAGGGGAAAGGAACUGAUGGACAGCAAGUCAAAAAGGUGUGUACAGGACAGGAGGAUCUGAGCACAACAAACACACCAUUCACUGAUGUUUCAGGAUUAAGGGCAUCGUAUAAUGUAUAUAAGGCAAUUUAUGCCCUGGCACAUGCACUUCAUGAUCUGAUGCAGUGUGAGGAGGGAAGAGGACCAUUCAGUGAGAACAGAUGUGGUGACAUAACCAACCUGAAGCCGUGGCAGCUGGUUCACUACCUACAGAAAGUGAACUUCACCACAGGUUUUGGGGAUCAUGUGUCAUUUGAUAAAAAUGGAGAUGCUCUGGCCAUCUAUGAUGUGUUGAACUGGCAGCCAAGUGCUGAUGGAUCAAUUAAGCUCCACAAUGUCGGUGUAGUAAAUGAAGGUGUGGCAACAGGGAUGGUUCUUACACUCGACAAGGAUGCAUUUUACUGGAAUUUUGAAACAACAAAAUCAGUAUGCAGUGAGAGUUGCCCCCCAGGAACCAGACAAGCCACAAGAAAGGGCCUUCCUCUCUGCUGUUUUGACUGUUUGCCAUGUGGAGAUGGAGAGAUUUCUAAUACAACAGAUUCUAUUGAGUGCAUAACAUGUCCAGAUGAGUUUUGGUCCAAUCCAGAUAAGGAUCAGUGUGUCCCCAAAGAAAUAGAGUUUCUAUCCUAUGAGGAUUCUCUGGGCAUCUCUCUCACCACUGCUUCCCUGCUUGGCACCUUCAUCUGUGCUCUUGUGAUGAUCAUCUUUGCUCAUCACCGUAACACACCCAUAGUACGAGCCAACAAUUCAGAGCUUAGCUUUCUGCUGCUGUUGUCUCUCAAACUAUGUUUCCUGUGUGUGCUACUGUUUAUUGGCCAGCCGCAGUUGUGGACAUGUCAGUUAAGACAUGCUGUGUUUGGUAUAAGCUUUGUCCUGUGUAUCUCCAGCAUCCUGGUGAAGACUAUGGUAGUAAUAGCCAUAUUCAAGUCAUCACGACCAGAGGGCAAAGGAGCAAUGAAAUGGUUUGGAGCAGCUCAACAAAGAUGCACAGUUCUGGUCCUAACAGCACUCCAGGUUGUGAACUGUGCAGUCUGGCUAUCAACUGCCUCUCCAAUACCCCAUAAAAACAACCAGUAUACUCACUCUAAAAUAGUUUAUGAAUGUGCCAUUGGCUCAGUGGCCGGUUUUUCUAUGCUGCUGGGAUAUAUUGGACUGUUGGCAGCAGUAAGCUUGCUGUUAGCCUUCCUUUCAAGAAAUCUUCCAGAUAAUUUUAAUGAAGCCAAGUUCAUCACUUUUAGCAUGUUAAUCUUCUGUGCUGUAUGGAUUGCAUUUGUUCCAUCAUAUGUGAGUUCACCAGGGAAAUAUGCAGUUGCUGUUGAAAUAUUUGCCAUCCUUGCUUCAAGUUUUGGAUUAUUGGUGGCCAUAUUUGCCCCAAAGUGCUACAUCAUCCUUUUACAUCCAGAGAAAAACACUAAAAAAGCAAUCAUGAGAAGAGAAGUACAAAAUAAAUAG
Messenger RNA from Carassius carassius (crucian carp), 2490 nucleotides. RefSeq names its product extracellular calcium-sensing receptor-like. Gene Ontology annotation, molecular function: G protein-coupled receptor activity. Lineage: Eukaryota; Metazoa; Chordata; Actinopteri; Cypriniformes; Cyprinidae. The record is from RefSeq and is a predicted model, not a curated record. The transcript has 6 exons. Gene Ontology annotation, cellular component: membrane. Gene Ontology annotation, biological process: G protein-coupled receptor signaling pathway. Bases 1 to 2490 code for a protein of 829 amino acids.